AUGGCUGGCCCGACGCACCACCCCCGACCGACUGGUCCUCCUAAACCCCCUGUUCCUCAUGUUCCUGGCAUUUACCGGUAUACUGCCACUGCGCUCGGCGCGGGAAUGUGGUUCUGGUUGAUGUACCGGGCAAAGAAGGACGGUCCCGUGUUGAUGGGCUGGAAGCACCCUUGGGAUCACUGA
Molecule: messenger RNA, 183 nt
Organism: Emericellopsis atlantica
Lineage: Eukaryota; Fungi; Ascomycota; Sordariomycetes; Hypocreales; Bionectriaceae
Exons: 3
Coding region: 1-183 (60 amino acids)
Cellular component (GO): mitochondrial inner membrane
Source: RefSeq, a predicted model, not a curated record